Messenger RNA from Momordica charantia (bitter melon), 1043 nucleotides. The record is from RefSeq and is a predicted model, not a curated record. NCBI's taxonomy places the organism in Eukaryota, Viridiplantae, Streptophyta, Magnoliopsida, Cucurbitales, Cucurbitaceae.
AUAGUUAAGAGCGAGAAGUGUAAGGAGACUUGGUCGGGGUUCAGCCCGCAGGCGUUUUCGGGGCUGCUGGGUUUUCUCAAGUUGUCGAUUGCGUCGGCGGUGAUGCUGUGCUUAGAGACGUGGUAUUUCCAAAUUUUGGUCUUGCUUGCUGGCUUGCUCGACAACCCUCAGCUCGCUCUCGACUCCCUUUCUGUUUGCACGACCAUAUCUGGAUGGGUUUUCAUGAUCUCGGUCGGCUUCAACGCCGCCGCCAGUGUGAGAGUGAGCAACGAACUGGGAAGCGGGCAUCCCAAAUCGGCGGCAUUUUCUGUGGUGGUGGUGACAGUCAUCGCCUUCAUCAUCUCUGCAAUCUGCGCUUUAAUUGUAUUGGCACUCCGCAACGUCAUCAGCUACGCGUUCACAGAAGGUGCCGACGUGGCCGCCGCCGUGUCGGAUCUGUGCCCUCUUCUUGCUCUUACCCUCCUUCUCAACGGGAUCCAGCCUGUCUUAUCUGGUGUGGCGGUUGGGUGCGGGUGGCAAGCUUUCGUGGCCUAUGUAAACAUCGGCUGCUAUUAUGUGGUUGGAGUUCCCUUAGGUGCCGUCCUUGGCCUUUAUUUCAAAUUUGGUGCCAAGGGUAUAUGGAUUGGGAUGAUAGGUGGAACUUUCAUGCAGACGGCCAUUUUGGUAUGGGUGACAUUUCGAACGAAUUGGCAUAAAGAGGUGGAAGAAGCAGUCAAAAGGUUAAACAAGUGGGAUGACAAGAAAGAAAUUACUUUGGAGUGAGUUGCAACAACGAAUUAUUGGUCAAAAAAGGGUAAAAAUUUGAAGUGCAACAUUGAAGACGUGUGAAUUGAAGUUUCAUAAUUGAAUAGAGCAUCGCCUCGGUCUCAUUAAAAGAGAGAAAAUCUCAGAUUAAUGAAUAGAGAUGUUUAAUUUCUUUUUUUUUCCUUUUAAUAUUAAUAGGUAGGUAAUUUUGAUACAAUUAUUAUUUUCUUUUUUGAAAUUUGAACUUUCAAGUAAACAAAUUUAACUAUACUGAUUAUUAUUAGCGAUGGUUAUAAUUA